Messenger RNA from Strongylus vulgaris, 479 nucleotides. The record is from the annotation of a GenBank genome assembly. NCBI's taxonomy places the organism in Eukaryota, Metazoa, Nematoda, Chromadorea, Rhabditida, Strongylidae.
UUGUUUACAGCAGCUCCUUUCUUGACAACCCUUCUGUUGGCCAUCAAGUCCAAUUUCUUUGAAAGAGGGGAUUGCUUUUGCUGGGUACGACCGGACUAUGUUGUCUACGCUGUAGUUCUACCUACAUCACUCCUGGUUUUGAAUGCAAUAUUUUGUACAAUUGUAAUAUGUAUGCGACUUUUUUGCAAUGGAAAGUUUAGCAAAGCGGUGAGACAACAUCAAACGCGGGUAACGUCUAAAAUUGGCGCCGUUCUCGUCAUGCAAUUGUCAAUCGGCAUGCCUUGGGUUCUACAAUAUUUCACUAUUUAUUCACCUUACGCAACUAUUUGGCACUACAUCUUUACUACUGUAAUGGGUUCGCAAGGUACGCUACUUGCGCUGCUGUUUUACUAUAAAAGAAGGAAGUCGACAUCAUUUUAUCGAGCUUCACAUAUGGGACAUACUACGAAGGAGGAGUCUUCGAUGGACAGUGAUUAAAG